Messenger RNA from Penicillium angulare, 1284 nucleotides. RefSeq names its product glycoside hydrolase family protein. The record is from RefSeq and is a predicted model, not a curated record. NCBI's taxonomy places the organism in Eukaryota, Fungi, Ascomycota, Eurotiomycetes, Eurotiales, Aspergillaceae. The coding region runs from base 1 to 1284 and encodes 427 amino acids. Gene Ontology annotation, biological process: fungal-type cell wall polysaccharide metabolic process. Gene Ontology annotation, cellular component: fungal-type cell wall. The transcript has a single exon.
AUGGCUUCCUUUUUCAAGUCUGCCCUCGUCGGUCUUCUGGUCGCUUCGGCUGCUGCUGCUCCAGCGCAGAUUCGCCCACCGACAGUGCAGCGAAGAUCUUCCAGCUCGAAGCGCGGUGCCGCAUACAAUGACGCUUCCCUUGUUUCUAUUUUGGCCGGGAGCUCCGAAACUAUCUCGUGGGCAUACAACUGGGGAUCCGAGAGCGAUGGAACCAUCCCCUCCGGGGUCGAGUACAUUCCUAUGCUUUGGGGAACUGACUCGAUUGACGGAUGGACUUCGGCCGUCAAAACAGCCCUCAGUGACGGAAGCAUGCACAUCAUGGGUUUCAACGAACCUGACUCAUCCUCUCAAGCUAAUAUGAGCCCGUCCGAUGCUGCAACAUACUACAAAGAGUACAUCACCCCUUAUGCUGAUGAGGCUACCUUGAUCAGUCCCGCUGUCACUUCUUCGGAAAGCUCUGGAGAAGGCCUGGAUUGGAUGGAGUCUUUCCUGGAGGACUGCACUGACUGUGAGGUCUCUGCUCUUGCCGUUCAUUGGUAUGGCAGCUCCUUCUCCGAGCUCAAAUCCUUUGUUACCGAAGCUAUAAGCACAGCGAGUACUUAUGGAAUCUCCGAGGUCUGGCUCACCGAGUUCGGAUUGAGCUCCGACGAAAGUGGCAUCUUAGAUCUUGUGACUGCGGCCGCUUUUGUGCUGGAGGCCAGUGUAUGGCUCGAAGCACAGUCCGAGGUUACUCGUUACGCCUACUUCUAUUGUGCGAAUGAUUUUAUGCUUACCGACAAUGUUGUCAACGCUGUCGGUGACGCUUAUGUUGCUGCUUCCGGUGCUUCAGCUACUUCAACUACUUCUUCCACCACUAUCGCAGCAACAACAACCUCUUAUUCCUCUUCUUCCACUUCUUGGGAGUCGACAAUCGCUUUCUCGACCUCGACCUCCGAAUCAACCGUUGUUCCUACACCAAUACCGACGCCUGUCUCUUCAAUUGAGCCUACCUCUGAGCCGGUUCCUGAGCCUACCACUUCGGCAACCCCGUCAGUUGCCCCCGCAGCAACAACCAGCACAGUCCCCGUCUACUCAGUCGCAACAUCAACCUCAGUUCCCGCGAUGUCGCCGAGCCCGUCUCCAUCUCCUAUCAGCUCGCCGUCGCCCUCUAGUUAUACUCUAACUCCUUCAACUUCAACUUAUGUCGCUCCCACGACUGCUCCAAUUCCAGACGAUUCGUGGGAGAACGGAGCCUGUUCCCAGGUUGUUAAGCAGAUUAUUGUUACCAGAGUUGUUCCUGUUUAG